Molecule: messenger RNA, 2512 nt
Organism: Penicillium brasilianum
Lineage: Eukaryota; Fungi; Ascomycota; Eurotiomycetes; Eurotiales; Aspergillaceae
Source: the annotation of a GenBank genome assembly
CCUGCAUCCCCAUGUGGUCUAGCUGGAUGAGCUUAGGGCCCCGCUCCCCGGCGUCUGAGUGGAUACAAAGACCCGAGAUGCAUGCUCAUCACGCCCCAGGCGCCUGGCUCCCUCCGUCUUUUGGGUUCUUUGCCCAGGUGCUGGGAGUUCCAACUUGCCCAGCUUAUCCAGCUGCGGAUCGUUCGCAUCUCUCCCUCCACGGUCGUAUCAAAGACCUCGAUUGGCACCAACAGCGGCUGAGUGAUAUAUACUGGAAUCCCGAGAGCCUGGAAAGUAACGCCGAUGAGUUAUCUGGGCGCGGCCUAAGCUCAUUCGAAAUCACCUGUGCGGGGGAUCGCAUUCAAUUGCGCUUGGGUGUCCCGACUCCCUCGGGAUCUCUUUUUUCUCACGCAUCCGUCCUUCUGUGAUCCUCCGUCUACAACUUCGGCCAUGAUGGCCGUCAGGGCGCCAUUGUCCGUCUUGCCAUAUCGCGAUCCCUCCAGCCCUUUUGCGGGGCCUGAGCCAAUGCCUGUGGAAAUCUCCUCGAUCGCGGACAACACAAGAAACUCGGCUUAUCUCCCCCCGGACCCGGGUUUCACAAGUAUGGCGGAUACUUCAUCGGCGGCCUUUGAUCGCCAACGGCCAGAGAAGACCGAAGCGGUUGGCGAUAAGGUGGAUGGUGAGGGAGUAGCUACGACAGCGAUGCCUGUACAAGGACUAAGAGCGGGUGUAUCACCCCCUCCAGGACUAACCAUUCAAACCGCCCAAAUGCAUCAGAACGGACUCGUCGCAAGGUCCGAUGAGGACGAACCACCUCAGUCGGUAAUCCACGCCCCGGCCGGGUUUGGCGAUUUUGUUAGGUCACAGUCCUCUGACGAGCCUUGCGAAAAUGAGGAAUCAUCAUCCUCAAGCAAAUUAGAACACUCCCACCUGAUCGAGGUGCCGGGAAGAUCAGACACUUUGCGAAAGUUCGGGAAGACUGGCACGAGUCCCGUAUCUCCGCCCCCGUUGACUACUAGUGUGACGCCGGUCCCGGAUUGGUCGGAUAGAGCGACUCCUCGGGCACAAACAAGGCAAGAAUUCGAGGAAUCUGGCCGACGCACACGUUCGAGCAGCUUAGAAGAUAUACCGGAAGGUAGCGAAUGCAAAUCACAUGAAGUGGCCUCAGAAGUGGGAACUGACUUCCCGCCAGGAUACUUUGGUAGUAAAGGAGCGGAGAUUACUGCUCUUCGAGCAGCUCUGACGGAAUGCUGGACCCUCUGCAAUACAUUGUCUAGCCUCAGUUAUAUUAAUCGAGAAAGACUCCCGCAGUCCCACGCUGACGGCAUGCAAGAGGAUGCCUGGCGAUCCUGUUGGCGACUAUGCCAGAAGCUAUAUGACACUCGUGACGACGACUAUUGGUCACAAAUAAUUCCAACGCUCGAUUUAUGCCGAGAAUUCUGCCAGGCUUUGUUCGAAGUUCGUGUUUGUGAUAGCGACCUGACAGACUCGGUGCUGAGAGUGAGCUUUGAACUAAACAAUCACCUCUACAACACGCACGACCGCAACCUACCCGAUGCAUUCCGUGAGCGUACAUUGGAUUUCUACAUAACCCUUUGUCACCGGCUCAUGAAACAGCGAACCCGUCUAACAGAAACGGACUCUCUUCUCAGUGCCUGUUGGGCGCUUGCCGAGAUGCUAUUCAGUAUUCGGCAGGCUAAACGAGAAGGGAGGGAACCAGACGAAGAGUUGUUGGGCUCGGCAGUUCAAGCCUGCUGGGAACUUUGCGAUAUCUUUCGUGAGGGCUGGACGCUGAACAGCUUGCGCAGCUCAGAUCGGGGCACUCCGCGUCCAAGCCAAGCCACAUUUGCCCAGGCAUUCCAGCAAGUAUCGCAGCAGUCAGAAAUUGAUUUUGUCGAUGACUUGCUAGAACAAGGCCCAAAUCCCGAGACUCCGACCACGAUUUUUGACGAAACCGCCACAGUCUCCCCCGAUGAAGCGUCCGUUCCCAAUAUUUUAGUGCUAGGGCAUGGUACUGGUCACACAACUUCCCAUUCAGCAUGGUCUUCCAACGUUUCCAACGUCUCUGAGAAGUCGCGUUCAUCAGGGCAAACGGCGUCCUCAGCUAACACUGUCACCACCAUGUCGGAGGAUCCUAGUUUCACACGCCUGAAAGUGUUGAUCACCAAGGCUGCUAUGGACAGUGGCUAUCAGCGAGGAGGCACGCAAAAUCUAUCCUCAUUUGUGAAAUCGCUCCCUUCGGAUGCAUUUGGUUCGGCGUCAUGGCAAACCUCGUUGUUGAAGAGCUAUCGGAAGCUGGUUGCAUUUGAUCCUGUAUUCCGCAAUGUUGGAUCCCAGGCUCGUGUCGGUGCUGUCGAAGUGGCGCGCGCAUGCCAGGCAAUGGCUCAGAAUGGACAGUACUCUUGGCUGCGUGACCUAUAUCGGCUUGUUUUUGGGUUUCAUCUAGAAGAGGCUGCAGGCCGCAAAGGCGUGACUAUUCAGACAUAGUCCGGAAGGGUCUGCGCGCUGUUCCACCUUCUUUUUAUAUAAUUCU